AUGUAUAUAAGUAAUUUUUUUCGAUCCCCCAUCUUUCCAACCACUCUUUCUACCGGCCACCACCAUCCACCACCACCCGAAGGAAAGGAGAAUGCAGCGGUUGUUUGCCCGCUUCAAGAUUAUCUGUUUGGUUCGGUAAUUGAACUGUCGGAAACAGUGACAGUUAAGAAAGAAAAGGAGCAUAGAACAUCACUUGGAGAGCUGUUUCAGAGAACUAAAACAGUUGAGGAAGUUACUACUGGAGGUAAAGUUAACAAAACUGAAAAGAUAAAAGAGAAAGAAACUGAAAAGUCUGCUGUUUGUUUGAUGAAGAAGAUACUGAAAGGAAGAACACAUUAUUCUUCAUCUAAGCACUCCUCAGCUGAUAAAAAACCGCGAAAGAUUUUGCAAAUGUUUCAUAGGAAAGUUCACCCUGAAGGAGUAGCUGUUGAACCCAAGUCUGAAAAUCAUUUGAAACAUGCUACAGAGGGCAACUUUGUUCAGGAGUAUAAAAACAAAAAUCAAAUGUUGUUUGAAGAUGAUAAACUAUUUCCUAAAAAGGGUACAAACUGCACUAGCAGCCACAUGCCCUCUGACUGUUGUAUGAAUGAUUCAGAUGGGAAUAGAGAAUGCUGGAUUAAUUCAGAUGCUGAUUACCUGGUGCUGGAACUGUAGAAGGCAAAAGAUAAAAAGAAAGUGGCAUGAAAGGUUGUGAUUGGUUGAAUUUGGGCUGGAAGAAGCAAGAUAUGAUAGUGUGAGUGUAUGAGUUUUCCAGUUGGUAAGUGAUAUAAUGACAAGUGUUUAUGAGCAUUGUAUUGUUGAAGUUUGUGAAGUUGAAAAGAAUAAAAUGGAAUAUAGUUAUCAAAUGCA
Helianthus annuus (common sunflower) is the source of this 849-nucleotide messenger RNA. Its product is annotated as protein LAZY 1. The coding region runs from base 1 to 654 and encodes 217 amino acids. Gene Ontology annotation, biological process: gravitropism; regulation of auxin polar transport. The record is from RefSeq and is a predicted model, not a curated record. NCBI's taxonomy places the organism in Eukaryota, Viridiplantae, Streptophyta, Magnoliopsida, Asterales, Asteraceae. The transcript has 3 exons.